Molecule: messenger RNA, 1242 nt
Organism: Botrytis fragariae
Lineage: Eukaryota; Fungi; Ascomycota; Leotiomycetes; Helotiales; Sclerotiniaceae
Product: putative retinol dehydrogenase 13 protein
Exons: 1
Coding region: 1-1242 (413 amino acids)
Source: RefSeq, a predicted model, not a curated record
AUGCCUGUCGAUUUCGUUGCAAAUGUAAUAUGGGGGAAGGUUACCUGGCUCCCUAGUCUUUGGACUAUGGCCAAGGUAGUACCAGCUGUCCUUGUCAUUGUUCUGGUGAAGCUAUUCUCUGCGGGAGUGAAGAACUCUUCGGAGAGGAAGAUGCAUGGGAAAGUGGUUCUGGUAACAGGAGGGACGUCUGGGAUAGGAGCUGCAGCAGUUCUGGAUCUAGCAUCACGAGGAGCGCAGAUAGUUCUUCUCACACGUCAAUCUCCAACAGAUAUGUUCCUUGUCGACUACAUCGAGGACUUGCGGGAAAGAUCCGGAAACGAAUUAAUUUACGCCGAACAAGUCGACCUGUCAUCAUUGUACAGCGUUCGAAAGUUUGCUACGAAAUGGAUUAACAACGCACCGCCUCGGCGACUGGAUAUGAUUUUACUGUGUGCUGCGACACUCACACCUCCUGGCAGACCUCGCGUUACAACAGCAGAGGGUAUUGAAGAAACCUGGAUGGUAAAUUACUUGGCAAAUUUUCACCUCUUGAGUAUUCUCAGUCCUGCGAUUCGCGCUCAACCACCGGAUCGAGAUGUGCGAAUUAUAUUUACAACUUGUUCCUCUUAUAACAAGAGUCCCACUGUUGGAGAUGGUAGUGAUGCGAUGAAGAAGAAGGAUUGGAGUCCUUCUGCGGCAUAUGCCAGAAGUAAGAUGGCAUUGAUGAUAUUUGGACAAGCUUUUCAGAAGCACCUCGAGUCAUACAAACGACCUGAUGAAGCGAUCAUGAACGCGCGAGUGAUAUUUGUGGAUCCGGGAUAUUGUCGUACACCAGGAUUCAGAAGAUGGUUCUCGCGGGGUACAUUGUGGGGACUGGCAUUAUAUGUCAUGUUAUGGCAGAAUGUUUGGCUUCUACUGAAGAGCUCUCAAGGGGGUGCACAGAGUAUCGCGUAUGCCGCUAUGGAAGCAGCAUUAGGAAGAGGGCCUGGUGGAAAGCUCAUUAAAGAGUGCAGUGAAAUAGAUUUCACUACAUCUGAUGUUAAGGACGAGAAGAUUGCAAAGAAGUUGUGGGAGGGAAGUGAGAAGUUGAUCGAAAGAGUCGAGAGAGAGGAAGCUGUCAAAAGAGCUUUGGAGAAGAAGGAAAAGGAGGCGGCGGAAAAGGCGAAUGGAUCAAGUGAGAAGCCAUCUGACAGCCCCGAAACUACAGAAAAAGCGAUGGAGAACUCCAAAGGAAAAUCCCGAAGGCAACGUAAGGCGAAGUGA